AUGAACGAUCGCCGUUAUCCGUCGUCCGAGGAAUCGGACAACGAAUUGCGCUGUCGCGGGCCCAUGCCUAAGUUUUUGUCCGAUUCGGACGACGAAUCGGCGAGAGUCGAAGCACCGUUGUCGAGUGCGCGCGCGUCGGUUGCGAAGGAGGACCCGCGAUGGAAUCUGGCUACCCAUCAUCUGCGAAGGGAAAUCGGAGCGCGAAUCCAUCGCGAGCGAAAGUGGAUAGAGACGACGGUGGCGAACUCCGUCAGGGCGAACGAUUAUAUGCGUCGCCUGCCGCUCAAGUAUUAUGUCUAUCACGAGUCGGUGUACGGAGGAAGGAGCAGGAUAUAUCGGGUUCAAACCGCCUGGUCUCGUCGUCUUUUCGACCGAGUGAAGUUCAACGUUCCCGAGGACGUCCGCGACUUGGACGGGUACCGCGCGUGGAGACGGCGAUGCGACGAGUGUCUCCAAUUCCUGCGGGAGCAGUGUCGAGUCAAACGCUCCGGGAAGCGAGGAAACACAGGAACCGUGAGCGCUCUGGUGGCUCUGAUAGCGCGAUUGGAAGGUGCGAGGGAGGAUCUGCGUCGACGAUUCGAACGCGCCGUAGGUGCCGGCUUGGACGGAGGGGAAGGUGGUAGCGGCGGCAGCAGCGACAGAGGUUUCUCGUGGAUCGAGAUCGACGCGGCGUUCCAACGUCGCGUGCUGACCGGCGCCGUGACGAACUCGACGUACAUCGAGCCCGCGCGAUUUCUCGACGACGCGAAGGGCACCGUGCUCGAAAAGGUCCGGGAUAAUAUGACCGAACACAGGUGUCUGAAGGUCAACGUCAUAUUCAACGGGGAAUUCGUAGCGGACGUUAAGACCGACGUGAAGAGUAUCGCUACGCGGAACGAACAGCUUGUCCCAGAGUCCGAUCUGAGCGAGUGGUACGAUAGGCACGUGCGCGACGCGAUUCUAACGCGGUUGGAAGAAUUUCAGGAACGCGACAGCGGAUGGGCGUUGUCGCGAAUAUUGAACCUAAUCGUGAACGUGAACAAGUGUAAUCCCAUGCGCGUAGGAUGUUGGAUGAAAAUACCGCUGGGUAUAAGACUUAAAAAGGCGGUGGUCAACGUGCCGUCGGAGAACGACGCGUGUUUCGCGCGCGCGGUGGUCGCCGCUCUGUAUCCCGCCGAGCGGCACGCGGAACGAUGCGGCUCGUAUCCCGAUUACGCGACGGUGCUGAAUCUCGACGGGAUCAAUUUUCCCAUAGAUCUGAAAAAGAUCGAAAAAUUUGAACGUCAGAACGACGUAUCGAUCAACGUGUUUACAACUCGGGAAGGAAUUGAAAAGAAAGCUAAGUUCGGCCGGGGCGCCGAUCACAACGCGAUCGUGCCUCUGCGGUUGACCGACGAUAAGCGGGACAGGCACGUAAAUCUGCUGUAUCUGCGCGAUACGCUGCGCGGCGUCAACAGGGGCCAUUUCGCCUGGAUAAAGAAUCUGUCGCGAUUGGUGAAUUCGCAAUUGACAGCGAAACGGUACGCGAAGCACGUUUGCGAUCGAUGUCUACACUAUUUCUAUACGCGCGACAAGUUGGUUGCCCACAGCGUCGACUGCGGCCGAAUGAACGACUACGCCGUCGUUCUCCCGAACGAGAGCGACAAGUGGCUGUCUUUCGACAAUUACGUCAGAAAGGAGCGACUUCCCUUCGUGAUGUACGCGGAUCUGGAGUGUUUUCUCGAACGACGGGAGAGGGAAAACGUCGAAGGGGGCACGAGAACGGAAAGAUACGCUUAUCAGCGUCACGUACCGUUCAGCGUGGGCUAUUAUCUGUGCUGCACAUACGACGAUACCGCGUCCGCGUACAGAUAUCGUCGCGGCGAGGAUUGCGUUUCGUGGUUCGUGAACGAGCUUCGCGUUCUCGCGCGUCGCGUUAAGAAUAAAUUUUCCACCAAUAUAGCGAUGGUGAAACUUACGGAGGACGAGAAAAGCGAAUUUCUGUUUGCGACUCAUUGUCACGUGUGCGGGAAACCGUUUCAACCGGAGGACAAGCGCGUGCGGGAUCACUGUCACCUAACCGGACGUUACAGAGGUCCGGCGCAUUCUCGUUGCAAUCUAAAUUACAGAAACGUUUACGUGAUUCCCGUGUUCUUUCACAAUUUGUCGGGUUACAACGCGCACUUCGUCGUCGAGAAAAUCGCGAACGAUUUCGAGGGCGGGGUCGAUCUGCUGCCGCUCACGAAGGAAAGCUACAUAUCUUUCUCAAAGACCGUUAAGGAGACGCAGACGGACGGGGGAUGGGAUCGGUACGUGAAGUUUCGAUUCGUGGACUCGUAUAAAUUUUUAGCGGCGAAUAUCGAAACCCUGGCGUCCUAUUUGAACAGGGACAAGCUGAGAAUCACGCGUUCGGAGUACGCGGAUUUGAGCGCGAAGGAUCUCGAUCUGCUCACUCGCAAGGGAGUGUUUCCGUACGAGUACGUCGACGGCGCGGACAAACUGCGGGAUACCGAGCUUCCACCGCGCGAGGCCUUUUACAGCUCCCUGACCGACGAGACCGCGAGCGAGAGCGACUACGAGCACGCGACGAGGGUCUGGCGACGUUUUCGCGUGCGAGAUCUCGGCGAGUACAGCGAUCUGUAUCUCAAGACCGACGUGCUUCUUCUGGCGGAUAUAUUUGAAAAUUUUCGGGACGCGUGUUCGGCGAGUUACGGGCUCGAUCCCGCGCAUUACUACACGUUGCCGGGGUACACGUGGGACGCCAUGCUGAGGUACACCGGCGUGCGUUUCGAGCUGCUCACCGACAUCGACAUGGUGCUGUUCGUGGAACGCGGAAUACGCGGCGGCCUCAGUCAAUGUUCGCUUAGGUACGCGCGAGCCAACAACAAGCACGUACCGACGCACGACUCGUCCCAGCCCACUACGUAUCUCAUGUAUUACGACGUAAACAAUCUGUACGGCUGGGCUAUGAGCGAAUCGUUGCCCUACGCGAAUUUCCAGUGGCUCGACGAUCCUGAGAAUUUCGACGCGACGACCGUGCCGACGGACAGCGACGUCGGUUACAUUUUGGAGGUGGAUCUCGAGUACCCGCGAGACCUGCACGACGCCCACGCGGAUCUGCCGUUGUGCCCGACGCGUAUGCGUCUGACGCGCGUUCGUCGCGUUCUGCGAUUCGCCCAGUCGCCGUGGCUUCGCGUCUACAUCGAGCUGAACACCGCGCUUAGGACGCGCGCGAGCAACGAGUUCGAACGGAAUUUGUACAAACUGAUGAACAACGCCGUCUUCGGCAAGACUAUGGAGAACGUGCGCGAUCACGUGGACGUGCGUCUCGUGACGCGAUGGGACGGGAGAUACGGCGCGGAGGCGUUGAUCGCUAAGCCAAAUUUUCACAGCAGGAGCGUCUUCUCGGAGAAUCUGGUGGCGAUCGAGCUGCGAAGGCUCGAGGUAACAUUCAACAAGCCGAUCUACGUGGGUUCGACACAAGCGAUUACGCGGAGAACAACGCGCAACGUGGGUAUGCCGCGCGUCAACAAGAAGGUGCUAGGUUUGAUGAAGGACGAGAACAACGGCGCGAUCAUGACGGAAUUCGUGGGCCUCAGAGCGAAGAUGUACACUUACAAGGUACUCGGACGCGACGACACCAAGAGAAUAAAGGGCGUCAAGAGAAAUGUAGUCGCAAAGAGGAUCACGUUCGAGGAUUACGUGGAGUGCCUGCGGAACGCGCGCGAGCUGAAGACGCGCCAGUCGUGCAUACGCUCGACGUUGCACGAGGUUGACACCGUGUCGGAGCAAAAACUAGCCCUCAGUCCGCACGACAACAAGCGAUACGUGACGUCGAACG
Molecule: messenger RNA, 3799 nt
Organism: Temnothorax curvispinosus
Lineage: Eukaryota; Metazoa; Arthropoda; Insecta; Hymenoptera; Formicidae
Exons: 5
Biological process (GO): DNA replication
Molecular function (GO): nucleotide binding; DNA binding; DNA-directed DNA polymerase activity
Source: RefSeq, a predicted model, not a curated record